AUGAUCACUGAAAGCCAAAGUCACUUCCAAAGGAGCGAUAGAGUGAAAAGAUGUAUUGAAGCGUCACCGUCGGCACCCCGAACUCUGAAGAGCACGAAGGAUGAUACUAGUGAUACUAGUACUCAUCAUCGUCGUGGUCUGAAUUUCGCCAUCGCUGGUGAUAAAAAAGACUUGUCUUUAACUGAAAAGGAGGUUAGAAAAAGAAAAAUAUAAUUUUUGUCAUUAAUAAUUCUUCUGCGUGGGUACGACAGCAUUCCAUUUAUUUCGUUGUUUGUAUGGUGAUUCAUGAUUAUGACAACUCAAAUAUUUUCUCACACCUUCAGAAUGACUUACCGGAGCCACUGGAAAUCUCUCAAACCAUGAAUCUGCAAGAAAAUCCAGCUCAACCAAAGGUAAAUUUAUUUUUAAGCUUGUUUUCAUUCAUUCAUAGGCUUGUUGUUCGGUUACUUGUCAAAUAAUUUCAGAAUUACUGCGUAAGAUACUAACUUGCUCGACAAGGAUGCCGUUGUUAAUUUCACCUUCGUAUUUUCCUGCAGAUAAGAAGCCCUUUAGCUGACGAAGACAGAUAUGAAGACGUUCUGCAAAAAGUUCUUGUUACAGUAGAAAAUGAGUUGUUAGAGGUGGCGCGAAGAGUGACAAAGUCGGUUGUAAGGGAACGAGGAUUUCCCGGUAUGAGUACGCUAAACUUCGAGGAGAUUGUCAAAGAAGUAGAGACUCAAUGUCCAACAGUGUUCAAGUUGUUAUCGCAGAUGAUCCAACUCAGUCACAACUCCGAUAAAAAGACAGCUCCUUUGGCUCUUAUAUAUGGAAUCAUUAUGUUUAGGAGAUGCAAAGAGUUGAGCCGUGUUCAGCGAGUCAAUACAGUCCUUCUUAACGACGGCGGUGCAAGUCAAGAGGUGUGUAGACUACAGAAUUGAACUACUUAUAAUAAAGCUUAAAUAUUCAGGAGUCUUACAUGUAUUAAUAACGAAGGUUUAGAGAAUUUUACCCAUCAAUUGUACAUUGCAAUUAUUUCUGUGACUUUUGGAUAUUUUGCAAUUCAAUAUUUUUUUGGGAGGGUUUCUAUAGGACUUCAUUAUCAUUAUUGCUAUUAAUGGUUUUCCUAACAUUAUGCCAUGCAAAGAUCAUUUUAACCAGGUUUUCAGUAUUUGAGGUAUAUUUAAGGGUAAAUUUAAUAAUCUUAGAACAAUUUGUGUACAUUUGAGAGUAACGGUUUGCAGAGACAGACCAUGAAAAAUGGGUGUGGAAUUUCCUUGGUAAACAUGGCCAAAUUAAACAAUUUAGUCUCUUCAGUUACCAAUGCCUGAUUGUGUGCAGGGACUCAUGAUAGUUGUAUGCAUAUAACGCUCCAACUCUUGACAUCUUUAAGACUUUGCAUGCAAAAACCAUGAUUCCCUGCACGCCUCCCAGGGAAUGGUGAAAUAUUUAGAUCCUUUUCAGGUAAAACAGCAAAAUUAUGUUUCUAUUCUAUUUUAAGCUUGUAGAUAGUCUUAACAAGUAUGGAUUUUGCCUGGAGAUAUCCAUGAAAUAUUCUAUUCAAGAAGAAAUAGGGAAACAUUUCCUGGAUCAUGUCGCACAGCUUGUAAAGGAAGGCAGAUCAUUUGUAUUUGUUCUGGACAAUGUUGAUUGGGACGUCAAGGUGCAUGACAUGAGGUCUGACAAGCAAAGCCGAAGUGUCCAUGCUGUGGCCACCAGCAUAGUAUUUGAUCGUGUUUCUUCUAAGCACUUACCAGAUGCUGGCCCAAAAAACAGUCUGGCAAAUUGCAACCUCAAAGACACCUUAAGUCUCAAUGAUGAGGAAAAAAGAUGUACAAGGGAGCAGAACAAAGUGUUCAUUGGACGAAUCUUAGUUGAGUUCUUUCCAGCAUUUGAUUUUCUUAAGGACUUUGUCCCUGAUCAUACACCUUGUGAGUAUCACACGGAGAUGAGAACCAAAUGA
This is a messenger RNA of Porites lobata, 1939 nucleotides long. The record is from the annotation of a GenBank genome assembly. NCBI's taxonomy places the organism in Eukaryota, Metazoa, Cnidaria, Anthozoa, Scleractinia, Poritidae.